AUGUCCCUUCCAGAAGAAGAAAAGGACGGCAUGUUCGACAGUUUGCGUUCCGCACUCGGCACAUCUGGUUUCCAGGAACUCAUGUCGGAAGCAAGUCGUAAUCACAAAGCGCGAGUUAUUCAAGAGGACUCCGUACGCAUCGCUGCAGGCGGCGAAAAGAUACAGACGGUGGAUGAGUUGCGCAGGACAGAGGUGCCGUUGUACAUGAAAGCUCUGCAGCAAUAUCAUCCUGGAGAUGGCACUUGGGGCUUUGUGGUGUUCAAGACUUGUCGCUAUGAUGACGGUGAGCGAUGGAGUCAGUUCAAAUCCAAAUGGGAUGCUGUGAUUAGUUCGAUGUUUGACGGAGAGUCGAUUGUUGAUGGGAUAGCUGAGGUCAAUCGCCGCUUUACGAUCAAAUGGAUCGAGGAUCCUCAGUUGGAAGGCGCGAGUCCACAGCAAGUGGCAGAACGUUACAGCAACUUCUUCGCUCAAACGGAAGCAGCGAUGCUACCAGAAAUGUACUUGGUCGUGAACGAGGCAUCGCUGCAAUCAUUCUUCGACUCCAAAAUUCUUACUCCGAUUCCAUGGACCUCGGAAACGAUCAUUCCUUACGCUCUUGCGGUUCCAUUGGCUUCCCAAGACGCCGACUCCGAUUAUGGCUCUCAACCAUUCUUCAAUGUUGCCGUGGGUAGUCUCGAUACGCUGUGGGGGGUGAUUGCAAGCAAUUUCCAGCCAUUGAGAGAGCUUAGUGCGGGCAUGCGCGACGACCAGAUCUGGCUUGCGGAUACCGGACUGCGGUUCCAGAUGGGUGGUAUACAGAACACUAUUGGCCGACGAGGAUGA
Molecule: messenger RNA, 822 nt
Organism: Aureobasidium namibiae CBS 147.97
Lineage: Eukaryota; Fungi; Ascomycota; Dothideomycetes; Dothideales; Saccotheciaceae
Exons: 1
Coding region: 1-822 (273 amino acids)
Source: RefSeq, a predicted model, not a curated record